AUCUCAUAUAUAUUUCGUCUCCGGAAUGUUACGACCAAAUGAGAGAAAAACGCUUUUGGUCUCAGAGAAAGUCGAGCUAUCCGUUUCCUCCAUCUCUUCAAUUGAAGCCCAAAAUACGAAUCCCUAACUCUUAUAGACACAGAAAAUUUAGCGAACACCCAUUUGUCGAUCUGUGGUCCGGUGUAGUCGGCUUUGGUGGACACAACUCUGGCCAAUGCGAUCACACCUCCGGUCACUUCUGGGAUAUUCUUCUUCUCGUA
Messenger RNA from Medioppia subpectinata, 260 nucleotides. The record is from the annotation of a GenBank genome assembly. NCBI's taxonomy places the organism in Eukaryota, Metazoa, Arthropoda, Arachnida, Sarcoptiformes, Oppiidae.